This is a messenger RNA of Sphaerulina musiva SO2202, 1547 nucleotides long. Its product is annotated as deoxyribose-phosphate aldolase. Gene Ontology annotation, biological process: deoxyribonucleotide catabolic process; carbohydrate catabolic process. Gene Ontology annotation, cellular component: cytoplasm. The record is from RefSeq and is a predicted model, not a curated record. Gene Ontology annotation, molecular function: deoxyribose-phosphate aldolase activity. The transcript has 3 exons. The coding region runs from base 22 to 879 and encodes 285 amino acids. Lineage: Eukaryota; Fungi; Ascomycota; Dothideomycetes; Mycosphaerellales; Mycosphaerellaceae.
CGAAAGCAGCCACCAACCACCAUGCCAACCACCACCGCCUACACCAACCAAGAAUGGCAACGAAUCAUCGUCUCCAUCGAACAAAACCUUCACAUCGACUCCACCAAAAUCUACUCCUUCGACCCCUCCACCAUCGCUCACACCAUCGACCACACGCUCCUCAAACUCGAUAGUUCUCACAGCCACUUCGACGGUCUCUGCCACGAAGCCCUACAAGAACAUUUCGCGUCCGUGUGCGUGCGACCGGAAUGGGUCAAAUUGUGCGUGGAAAAGUUGCGAGGCAGCGGAGUUCGAGUGGCUAGUGUUGUGGGGUUUCAUGAGGGGACGUAUGAUGUGGAGAGGAAAUUGGAGGAUGUGAAGUUGGCGGUGGAGGGAGGGGCGGAGGAGUUGGAUUUGGUGGUGAAUUGGGGGUGGUUGAAGGAGCAGGAGUAUGAGACAGUAUACGCUGAACUCGCAGCUAUACGCAAAGCGGCACCACACCCUACUCUGAUCAAGCUCAUUUUGGAGACUUCUCAAUUGAGUGAUCAGCAAAUCAUCGCUGGAACAGUGCUCGCUUCUGCAGCGGAUCUGGACUUUGUCAAGACAGCCACAGGCUUUCACGGACAUGGCGCAACCGUGCCUCAUGUUCAACUCAUGAAGGCAGUGUGUGAGUAUUUGGCCAAGAAUCCACUUCAUGCCGACAGUCAUCAAAUGCUUGUGAAGGCAUCAGGCGGCAUCCGAACAUAUGAAGAUGCCGUCAAGAUGCUCGAGGCGGGAGCGAGUAGACUAGGCACGAGUGGUGGCGUGUUGAUUGCCAGGCAGGCGAAAGAGCACGCAGCAGGAACCAACGUGGGCUCGGCUGAGGGUUCUGGACAGACGACUUCGUCGAGCGAAUACUAACUUCACACGACUACAUCAAGGCCCUUCCGCCAUCAACUGGUAGCUCAAUACCGGUAAUGAAGCUCGCCUCGUCGCUCGCGAGGAAUGCCGCAGCGUUGCCCACGUCCUCUGGUGUCGCGACUCUGCCCAACGGUAUCCCUUUCGUAAUCACUGCUCUGCCUUCCUCGGAAUCAAUGCCACCAAGCACAGAAGCCAUCAUGCCGGUAUCAGCUGCCACGGGACAGAUUGCAUUGACUCGAAUGCCGUCUUUGGCAAACUCUGCAGCCAGACCUUCGCAAGGCGUCAGUCACCCAGGCGAGAGUGGUGCGUUCCAGAGCGGAGUAUAACUCCUCUCACCUUUAGUCACGGCACUGACUGCACCUUUGCUGCCUGCGUACCAGACGAGGCCCGGCCGCGGACGCGGUGCAGAGAUGGAGCUGAUGUUUACAAAGACGCCACGAUGUUGUCGCUGGAAGUACGGCGCGAUAAUCGCAGCGCUGUGGUAUAGUGGCGUGACGUUGGUCUCCAUGAUACGAUCGUAUUCCGAUUUGGGAACUGUUGGCGCAGGCUGUACGUACGUUACAAGAUGUAGCUCGCUGUCAGCGAAAUUACAAAAACACGCGCAGGCAGAGAAUUCCGUGGGUUUCUCGACUUACAGCAGCGACAUGUACCACACCCGCAUUAUUCAC